AUGGGCGAUUUCGGAGAAGAUUCCGAUGACAGCGAUGGAGAGGGCGGCAUGGGGAACGUCAGUAGAAUCAUAAUGCGACCGCCAGGUCAUAGCGGGAAGGCCAAGAAGGGCCAUCUUUGCUUCGAUGCAUCGUUCGAAACGGGAAAUUUGGGAAGGGUGGAUCUGGUCAACGAAUACGAAUACGAUUUGUUCAUUCGGCCGGAUACGUGCAGUCCCAAGCUUAGGUUUUGGUUCAAUUUUACCGUAGAUAACGUUAAAUUAGAUCAAAGAGUUAUAUUCAAUAUUGUAAAUAUAAGUAAAGAGAGGAAUUUAUUUAUGGAAAACAUGACACCUUUAGUGAAAUCGACUAGCAGGCAGCAAUGGCAGAGAAUUCCAAAACAAUACGUUUUCUAUCACAAAUCCCCCUUACAUCACGGCCAUUACGUGCUUAGUUUUUCCUUCGGUUUUGAUAAAGAGGAGGACAUUUUCCACUUUUGCUUAGCGCCUCCUUACAGCUAUACUAAAUUACAAACGUUUCUAAGCAUUUUGGAAAAGAAAUCGCUUUACCUCGAACAAAAUUACAACAGGGAAAUCCUCGGAAACAGUGUGCAAAAAAGACGCUUGGACCUAAUAACAAUCGGAUCGUUGGACAGAAACGAUCCAAAAUCGAAGAGAAGGGUCAUAGUAAUAAUGGCUAGGGUGCAUCCAGGUGAAUCGCCUUCAAGUUUCGUUUGUCAGGGAUUACUAGAAUUGCUGGUUAGCUCGAAUUCUGUGGCUACCACGCUCAGGGAACAUGUGAUAUUCAAGGUGAUUCCGAUGAUGAAUCCGGACGGAGUAUUUUUAGGGAAUUAUAGGAGCACCGUGCUGGGAGCGGAUUUGAACAGGUCCUGGAACGUUGCUAACGAAUGGUGUCAUCCGACAAUAAGAGCUGUGAUCGACAUGCUAGUGAGAAUAGACAAGAAUAAAGAGUUCCAAUUAGAUUUUAUAAUAGAUAUCCACGCUAAUUCUAGCCUGAAGGGAUGUUUCAUAUACGGGAACAGUUACGAGGACGUUUACAGGUACGAGAGGCACAUUUUAUUUCCGAAACUGCUAGCCAAUAACCUCGACGACUACGUACCCGAGAACACGAUGUUUAAUUCAGAUAUAAGCAAAGUGGGAACAGCUAGAAGAUAUUUAUGCUCUAUUUUGAACGAUAAAGUCAAUUGCUACACAUUCGAGGUCUCCAUAUACGGGUACACCACCAAGGGUUCAGAAAUCAUCUUACCGUACACAGAAGACAAUUAUAAAAAGUGCGGCCGAAACUUAGUGAAAACAUUCCUGGAGUAUUACCACAGCACGGGCGCUAUACCGCUCCUGAUGGGCUCGGAAAUAGUCCAGAAAAUGCGCAAACCUCGGCUAGCAGACAUCAGAAGGCGGAACAAGAGAAGGCUGCAGCGGCCUUUGACGAGCAGGACCUUGGCGGCGUUGCAUUUCAAAAAUUUGAACAUCAGCGACUACGACUCGUCCUUCGACGAGCUGACGUUCAGCCAUAGGAAUCAGAAAAUCACCUUCGACAGAUUCGCGGACCAGUUCAAUUCGAGAGGAGAGAGCCGGACGGGCGGGAAAUGCCGGAAUACGCCCGUCUCGGCGGCCGCUAUGGCCGAUCCUGAGCCUACGCUUUCUAUUAUAGAUUUUAAUUUGGUCAUUAGAGACGACAUUAGCGCUUGCAAUCGGGCGAAACUGAAAAAAUAG
This is a messenger RNA of Phyllotreta striolata, 1710 nucleotides long. NCBI's taxonomy places the organism in Eukaryota, Metazoa, Arthropoda, Insecta, Coleoptera, Chrysomelidae. The record is from the annotation of a GenBank genome assembly.